AUGCAGAUGCCAAGAAUAUGCAGGGAAAUGAGCUGGUCCACGGCCGUGUUCCUCGGUGGCGCAGUGUUCAUUGUCAUCGAAGAGACCACGAAGAAGGUCAUCAAACAGAUUGGGGUGACAUAUGGCCUACCCGCCAUGGUGGGUUCUCUUGGCAUUUGUCUCUGUUGCGUUCCAUGCAUCUUCUUGUGUGUGACCUGGUGCUGCUGCUGUGCAAUAGAGUUUCGAAACGGUUCUGGGCAGGGUGUCGUCAACGGGCCUUUGCCACCGAUGGUUGCAGCAGAGGCGGCUCCCCAGUACUACCAGGGCCCGGAGCCGGUCGUCUUCGUGAUGGCCCAGGUGGUAGGACAAGAAGGAAAGCGGAAUGAGCAGAUUGCGUGA
Messenger RNA from Symbiodinium necroappetens, 378 nucleotides. Lineage: Eukaryota; Dinophyceae; Suessiales; Symbiodiniaceae. The record is from the annotation of a GenBank genome assembly.